Acaulospora colombiana is the source of this 885-nucleotide messenger RNA. NCBI's taxonomy places the organism in Eukaryota, Fungi, Glomeromycota, Glomeromycetes, Diversisporales, Acaulosporaceae. The record is from the annotation of a GenBank genome assembly.
AUGUGGUCCCUUGAAAGCGAGAUGGAUGACAUAACGCAAGAAAUAAAAAACCCUAAAUCGGGUCAUAUUAACAACGAGUAUAUUCACGAGCGUUUGAGGGUAUUGGAGGACAGAAUACCGGGCAUUCAAAACCAUCUUGAACUUCUUAUUAAAUCAAUAUACACAAUCAGAGAUAGUGCCGGCAAUGCAAAAGCGUAUCUGAUUGACGGCGAAAGUGAAGCCGAGAGUGCUUUAAAAGAACAUUGGACAGGUACGAUUGCGGAUUAUACUUUACGGAAAAGAAUUGAAAACGAGCUCCUUCAAGUCCGCUACAUAAUUAAAGCGCUGCAAGAUCUGGCACCAAGUCUCGUCAAUUUCGAAGAAUUUUUAAUUGAAUAUCGUCGCAGGAUACAGGACAUUAAUGCCGAAUCGACGGGUGUUCCUAAAAAACUAACGUUAGCGAAUCUGAAGUACUUAAAAUAUGCCAUUGAUAAUCUUAAGGAACAACAUGAACAGUACUCUUCUGCCGUAAAACAACUAGGACGUAAACCUCUAGAUGACUUCAAUCUCGAGGAUAAAUUUAGUUCUAGUAAUAGAGAUUGCACCGAGUUUCGUGCAUUGCUCAAAAAGGGAGAUGCGUAUCUCAUAUAUUUAAGAAUUUGGUCAUCUGAUAUGGAGAACAAAUACAAGAAAUCUAUAUACGAAUCGGAUCGGUUUUAUAUGCGAUACAAUUUCAUACUGACCGAGGUCGUAUUUCUAAAUGGUAUGGUGGCGACAAGGGGACUACUUAUGUCGUACAUUCGGGAUCAGGAAUACCUUCUAUUGGCAUUCAUGGUAGUUUUUCCCGGCAAAUAUGUAGCAUCGGUAUCAUUUCGCGUUAAAGGAUUUUCAGGUGAUAUUUCAUAA